Spinacia oleracea (spinach) is the source of this 3030-nucleotide messenger RNA. RefSeq names its product splicing factor-like protein 1. Lineage: Eukaryota; Viridiplantae; Streptophyta; Magnoliopsida; Caryophyllales; Amaranthaceae. Gene Ontology annotation, cellular component: nucleus. The coding region runs from base 335 to 2626 and encodes 763 amino acids. Gene Ontology annotation, molecular function: mRNA binding; zinc ion binding. Gene Ontology annotation, biological process: regulation of mRNA splicing, via spliceosome. The record is from RefSeq and is a predicted model, not a curated record. The transcript is spliced from 2 exons.
GCAACAACUCAUACGAGUAAUAUAUCUGAACCUUGCUUCCUAUCUAUCAGUAAAACUCCCAAUUUCUUUCUAUUACCUCAAAACGCACUAGACAGUAGUUAUUGAUUUUCAACGUCUCCGAUUUCUAAUUUUCUAUAGCCCAAACAAGCCCUGUGAUCCUACAAAAAGUUGUUGAUUAUUUAUGCCGCCUUAACGUUACUCGUAAAAAAUCCAACCCUAAAAUCAAUUCACUCCAUACACUUUCACUUCAAUCAAUCAAACAAACUCUUCUCUCCUCUUUGUUUUUCUCGAUUAUCUGAAUUCUGAACUCUCUGCUUCUUCUCACCGUUCAACAAUGGAAGCCCAAAACCUCUCUGAAACUUUACCUCAAUCUUUAGAUCCCUACUCUUCUCAACCACCUCUCCAAACCCUAGUUUCUUACCCAGAACACGACCAACCACCCCAAUCCCUAGCUCCGACACCGCCAAUUGAUCCGCCUCAAAUUCAAUCAUUCGCGCAACCACACACCCUAGAUUCGCAGUUCCAGAACAAUAACUAUCACGAGAACGGGAAUGGUUUGAGUGAAUCAUUGCCGAAAACUCAAAGCGGGACCACUACCGCCGACAGAGAUCAAUCGGGCGGUGAAGAGGAGACCACUAGCCGUAAGAAACGUCGGAGCAGAUGGGACCCACCGCCUUCAUCGGAGGAUGCCUCCACCGGAGAUGGUACCGGAAGAAAGAGGAAGUCUCGGUGGGCUGACGACGAGCCCAAACCGGCGUUUCAGUUGCCUGAUUUCAUGGGAGGUAUUGAAUUCGACCCUGAAGUUCAGUCUCUUAAUAGUAGACUUCUUGAAAUCAGUAGGAAAUUGCAAUCUGGAUUGCCAUUAGAUGAUAGACCUGAAGGUGCUAGAUCACCUUCCCCCGAACCGGUUUAUGAUAACAUGGGAAUUAGGAUUAAUACUAGGGAGUAUCGUGCUCGUGAGAAAUUGAAUAGAGAGAGACAGGAGAUUAUAUCACAGAUUAUUAAGAAAAACCCUGCCUUUAAGCCCCCGGCUGAUUACCGGCCCCCGAAGCUUCACAAGAAGCUUUAUAUUCCUCAGAAGGAGUUCCCAGGUUAUAAUUUCAUUGGGUUGAUUAUUGGGCCAAGGGGGAAUACCCAGAAACGAAUGGAGAAGGAGACUGGGGCAAAGAUUGUGAUUCGGGGUAAGGGUUCUGUUAAGGAAGGGAGGUUGCAACAAAAGCAAAAUUUGAAACCUGAUCCUUCGGAGAAUGAGGAUUUACAUGUUUUGGUGGAGGCUGAUACACCGGAUUCACUCGAGGCUGCUGCUGCUAUGGUGGAGAAGCUACUGCAGCCGGUGGAUGAAGUGCUUAAUGAGCAUAAGAGGCAGCAACUUAGGGAGCUUGCUGCUUUGAAUGGGACUAUUAGAGAUGAGGAGUUUUGUAGGCUUUGUGGUGAGCCAGGGCAUCGACAAUACGCCUGUCCUUCGAGGACCACAACGUUUAAGAGUGAUGUGCUCUGUAAGAUUUGUGGUGAUGGUGGACAUCCAACUAUUGAUUGUCCUGUAAAGGGGACAACUGGGAAGAAGAUGGAUGAUGAGUACCGGAACUUUUUGGCUGAGUUAGGAGGUACAGUCCCUGAUUCUUUGGCCAAAAAUGAUGAUUGCCCUUCCCCUGCUGGAUCUGGUGGUGCUGGAAGCAACCCGCCUUGGCAGAGUAGCAGCAAUCCCAGCAAUUCACAUCCUGGAUUAGGUUCUAAUCUUGGUAAACCUAAAGACUAUGAUGAUACCAAUUUGUAUAUUGGCUACUUGCCACCUAAUCUUGAUGACGAUGGCUUGAUACGCCUAUUUACUCCUUUUGGUGAAAUUGCGAUGGCUAAGGUUAUUAAAGACCGUGUAACUCAGUUGAGCAAAGGUUAUGGUUUUGUGAAGUAUUCCAAUAUUGAGCAGGCCAAUACUGCUAUUACUAGCAUGAAUGGCUAUCGUUUAGAUGGCCGAACAAUUGCAGUUAGAGUUGCUGGGAAACCUCCUCAACCCACCGCUUCCCAACCCCCUGCUGCUCCGGCAAUGCCACCAUAUCCAGCUGCAAAUCAAGGUCCUGGCGCCUAUCCGUCUCAGCAAUACGCAACUGGUGGGCCUCUUGGUGGCACGCCUCAGGGGAGCUAUGGUGCUCCUGUCCCUUGGGGACCACCAGUGCCUCCACCUCCUUAUGCUGCCUAUCCCCCUCCACCUCCUGGAUCAACUUAUUAUCCUUCUGUUCAGAAUCACUCGUUGCCCCCUUAUGGUAUUCAGUAUCCUCCUCCAUCUGGCCCAAAUAGCACCUCUACCCAAACUGUGCCUCCUGGUGACUCGCAACAAAAUUUCCCGCCUGGUGUGCAAUCUCAGAGUGGCACUUCUGUUCAAUCCCCCACUUCUGGUGGAUAUGGUUCAUCAGCUACGAUGGCACCCCCUGCACCACCUACCUACUUGCCGUCAUCUUAUGGUUAUUCACCUUAUUAUGGAGCACCUCCUCCUCCCCCUCCUACCGAUCAUCUACAGAGCAUGCAUAAUGUCCCUUGGGCGUCAAAUCCUCCACCACCUGUACCGGCUUCAGAAAAGACAACACAGGGAGUAGAUAUGGAGUACGAGAAGUUCAUGGCAGAGAUGAAGUGAUUUUGGUUUGGCAUACUGCUUCAUUGCAAAUAGGCAUCAUGUUUCUUGGAGCUCUUGUGAACCUGAUUUCUUACCCUAUUGCCAUGACUUGUUGGAAGUUUAGGACUCACCUCUUUAACCUUGCUGUACUGUUAUGACAUUUGCAGAGACGUGGGAUACAAGGGGUCCUCCUCCAGACUCUAUUAUAGCAACUCUGAAGUUCAUUUGUUUUUUACGUUUUCUUAUGCAGGAUAUUCUCUGUAGUGGGGUUUCAUGGCAUUCAUGGAUCGCUUCUAUUUUUGUUUGAUAUAUUUUGUGCUGUCAAGACAACCAAAAUGUUACCUGGAUAAGACUUGUUGCUCCUGUUUUGUAUUUUAAUUUUGUCGACUAUAAUAUUUUAUCGUCAUACAUUUUUCUUAUCGUCA